AUGUCUUCUUCGCUCCAAUUGCUUAAUCCGAAGGCGGAGUCUUUUAGACGCGGACAGGCACUACAAGUGAAUAUCAAUGCGGCUCAAGGUUUGCAACAAGUUUUGGCAUCGAACUUGGGACCUAAGGGAACGCUUAAAUUGUUGGUAGAUGGAUCUGGAGGAUUGAAGUUGACCAAGGAUGGGAAGGUAUUAUUAUCGGAAAUGCAGAUUCAACAUCCUACUGCAGUAUUGAUUGCUAGGGCAGCAACCGCACAAGAUGAAAUCACCGGUGAUGGUACAACCACAGUGGUUUUAUUGGUAGGUGAACUAUUAAAGCAAGCAGAAAGAUUUAUUGGCGAGGGUGUCCAUCCUCGAGUUAUUGUUGAUGCUUUUGAAGUUGCACGAGCCGAAAGUUUAGCAUUUUUAGACAAAUUUAAGCAGACAUUGGACCAUUUCGAUAGGGAAUUUUUGUUACAGAUUGCUAGGAGUUCGUUAGUCACUAAAGUCACACUGGAAGUAUCAGAUAUUUUGACCCCUAUAGUUACAGAUGCAGUUUUAACAGUGAAGGAUGACGAGCUUGCGCUUGACUUGCACAUGAUUGAAAUCAUGACCAUGCAGCAUGGCAGUGCCAGGGAAACUGAAUUGAUUAGAGGUUUAGUAUUAGAUCAUGGUGCUCGCCACCCCGAUAUGCCAAAGAAAGUGAAGAAUGCUCAUAUUUUGAUAUUGAAUGUCUCCUUGGAGUAUGAAAAGACAGAAGUUAAUUCCGGAUUUUUUUAUUCAUCAGCCGAACAGCGCGAGAAAUUGGUUGCUUCCGAGAGGAGAUUUGUCGAUGAGAAGUUGAAAAAGAUUAUUGAUUUGAAAAAUGAGGUUUGUGGAGAUAUAAAUUCGGACCAUGGGUUUGUUAUAAUCAAUCAAAAGGGGAUAGAUCCAAUGUCGUUGGAUGUAUUGGCCAAAAAUGGUAUAUUAGCUUUGAGAAGAGCAAAACGAAGAAAUAUGGAACGAUUGCAGUUGAUUUGUGGCGGUGAAGCACAAAACUCUGUUGAAGACUUGACUCCAGAGAUUUUGGGUUUUGCUGGUUUGGUUUACGAGAACAGUAUAGGUGAGGAUAAAUUUACCUAUGUCACAGAAUGUAAGGAUGCUAAAGCUGCAACUAUUUUGAUUAAAGGUUCCAAUCAACAUGUAUUGCUGCAAACUAAGGAUGCAAUAAGGGACGGACUAAGAGCUGUGGCUAAUGUCGUAAAAGAUAAGAGUAUUGUACCAGGUGCUGGGGCUUUUUGGUUGAGUUGUAAUAAUCAUUUGCUAAAUGACAAAUCGAUAUCAAAGGGGAAGAGCAAACCAGGUAUACAUGCAUUUUCCGAGUCUUUAUUGAUUAUACCCAAAACGUUAUCCGCCAAUGCAGGAUUAGAUCAAUUGGAGACCAUCUCCAAUUGCCAAGACGAGAUAGCUGAUGGUCACGUAGUAGGUGUUGAUUUGUCCAGUGGAGAGCCUUUGGAUCCUACAGUCGAAGGUAUUUGGGAUUCGUAUCGGGUUAUUAGAAAUGCUAUAAGUUCGGCUACAGGUAUUGCAUCUAAUUUACUUUUAUGUGAUGAGUUGUUGAAAGCUGGUAGAUCUUCGUUAAAAGAAGGCGGUGCUGGUGCCCCUGGUGCCCCUGGUGCUGCUCCACCCCAGAGUAUGCCCCCCCCAGGAAUGAUGUAA
This is a messenger RNA of Lodderomyces oxycetoniae, 1674 nucleotides long. RefSeq names its product chaperonin-containing T-complex subunit (gene CCT6). Lineage: Eukaryota; Fungi; Ascomycota; Pichiomycetes; Serinales; Debaryomycetaceae. Gene Ontology annotation, biological process: protein folding. Gene Ontology annotation, cellular component: chaperonin-containing T-complex. The record is from RefSeq and is a predicted model, not a curated record. Gene Ontology annotation, molecular function: ATP binding; ATP hydrolysis activity; ATP-dependent protein folding chaperone. The transcript has a single exon. The coding region runs from base 1 to 1674 and encodes 557 amino acids.